Messenger RNA from Puntigrus tetrazona (Sumatra barb), 6094 nucleotides. RefSeq names its product galactose-1-phosphate uridylyltransferase (gene galt). Gene Ontology annotation, biological process: beta-D-galactose catabolic process via UDP-galactose, Leloir pathway. The record is from RefSeq and is a predicted model, not a curated record. Gene Ontology annotation, molecular function: UDP-glucose:hexose-1-phosphate uridylyltransferase activity; zinc ion binding. The transcript is spliced from 11 exons. Bases 289 to 1284 code for a protein of 331 amino acids. Lineage: Eukaryota; Metazoa; Chordata; Actinopteri; Cypriniformes; Cyprinidae. Gene Ontology annotation, cellular component: cytoplasm.
GGACAAAUCUAGACGUCACGUAACGACCUCUUUUUGUGUCGUAUUCCUGUGGUUUGAAGCCACUGAAAAUAAUAUGCUUGCUAGAUACGUCACGUGACGGCUGGAUCUAAAGCGAAGCGGAUCAUGUGAUUUAUCUAGCGGCGGGAAGUCCGAGUCUUUUUAUAGAAUCGAUUCGUUUGGACAGUUUAUGUCAAUGAACCGAUUCAAAGUAGUCGUCACUCCCCAGAGCACCAGCAUUUAAGGUACAAUCCCCUGCGGGACUCCUGGGUUCUGGUUUCUGCUCAUCGGAUGAAGCGUCCGUGGAAAGGACAGGUGGAGAAACCUCCAGAGGACAACAUCCCACGACACGACCCGAACAACCCCCUCUGUCCCGGCAGCGUGAGAGCUAAUGGAGAGGUGAAUCCUGAAUAUGACAGCACGUUCAUGUUUGACAAUGACUUCCCUGCUCUUCAGCCUGAUGCUCCAGACCCCGGCUCGGACCAUCAUCCACUUUUCCAAAGCAAAGCAGCCAGAGGCGUUUGUAAGGUCAUGUGUUUUCACCCGUGGUCUGACAUCACCCUCCCCCUCAUGCAGCCUGCAGAGAUCCGUAAAGUGAUUGACAAGUGGGCAGAUCUGGUCGUAGAGCUGGGUGCCGAGCACACGUGGGUGCAGAUCUUCGAGAAUAAAGGAGCCACGAUGGGCUGCUCAAACCCCCAUCCUCACUGUCAGGUUUGGGCCAGUAAUUUUCUCCCCAACGAAGCUUCACUGGCGGAGCGCUGUCAGAGAGACUUCCAGCAGAAGCACGGAGAGCCUUUGCUGCUUCAGUAUGCUCGAAUGGAGGCACAAGCACAGGAGCGGGUGGUGGUGGAAAACGAGCACUGGUUGGCGGUGGUGCCGUAUUGGGCGACUUGGCCAUUUCAGACGCUGCUGUUGCCACGACGACAUGUCCUCCGUCUCCCUGACCUCACUGCCCAAGAGAGAGACAGUCUGGCAUUCGUAAUGAAAAGACUCCUGACGAAAUAUGACAACCUCUUUGAGGUCUCCUUCCCCUAUUCAAUGGGAUGGCACGGGGCCCCGACAGGAAGUCAUCUGCAGGAAGACAUGAGCCACUGGCAGCUUCAUGCUCACUAUUAUCCUCCUCUGCUGCGAUCCGCAACCAUACGCAAGUUCAUGGUCGGAUACGAGAUGCUCGCUAAUGAACAGAGGGAUCUUACACCUGAACAGGCUGCAGAGCAGUUAAGGAAGCUCGGAGAGGAACAUUAUAAGAUGAAAAGAACUAAAGGUGAUGGAGGGAUGGAGAACUAAAAGAGUGUGACCUGUUGGCCACCUUCUGUGUCCAAUGGCCAGAUAAUGAGAACAUAAAACUGUGAGAAACAGAUGGAGCUGUAAGACGACUCAUCUGUUUUAGUGCAAAGAGUUUAAAAUUUGAACUAACUUCCUUUUGAAACACUUUUUUGUUCUUUCAUUCAAGUUAGAAGUUAAAAUUGGCUCCCAAGUUUUUUUGUCCAGGGCCCUAAAGGCCAAACCAUGGGAGCUGGUAAUUGCUUAGUUAAGAGCCAAAGUGAUUUUACAGAAAAGUUUGAAAUUAUAGGUUGUAAUCUUUGCUUGUGUGCUAAAGUUCUUACUUUUUUGGCAAAAUUAAUUUGGCAAAGGAAACACUGAAAACAAGCUUCCAUAAAAUUAAAAAGUUUUUUUAUGGGCUGGAAACUGCUGGAAAAGAUUUAAUGUGAAAACAUUAAAGAAUUAAAGUCAUUCUGCUGAUGUUCUAUCAACCAUACAGAAUUCAUAAACAACUAAGCAUACUCUGGAAAUUGACUACAUAUAAUCAUGUAAAAACUAGCAUGUAUCUACUCAAAACACCAGAAACCAUGUGUCAAGAACCAGAAACACUCACGAAACAACUCAGAAUGCCCGAAUAUCCUAGAAACAAUUCACUGUAUCCUUAGCAAGCAGCUAAAUGCCUGUAUCAGCUGCCUAGCAACAACUUAGAAACCACUCUAGCAAUACCUUAACAUCCUAACCACCAACUAAAAACACCCUAAAAACCAAACAGUUUUACCGGUUACUGCACAUUGUUAUUUUCUUUGUUAUUUACCUAAAGCAUCUAAUAAACAGGAGAAAAUGGAAUUACACCUAAAAAACACUGCCUAGAAAAACAAUUAAAACCACCCUAACAACCACUAAAUACCCUAGCAACAACCUUAAAUGCCUCAUGACUUAAUACUGCCCUACUAAUCACUGAACACACUAGCAAACACCUUGCAACAUUUUACAUACUGCCUAAAUCACAGUAUGUAUCACAUAGCCUAAAACAACAUAGCCAUGACAUGACCACUUUCAACUUAGCAACUGUCUAAAAACUCUCAGGUAACUAUGCAAAACACCCCAGAUUCCAUAUAUCAACACUUUAGCAACCACUCAGAAUACAUUAACAACCAGAGUAUCAGAAUAUUCUAGCAACUGUCUAAUCAACCAUCAUAGUACAUAGUACGUCAUAGCAACCACAAAGAACACUGUAACGACUGAUUAGCAACACCCUAGCAACCACCUACUCUAAAGGCUUAGAACAUUUUAUCCACCACCUUGCUUAUACUGCCUAGAAAUGACCUAGCAAUCCCCUACAACUCCCCUACAACUCUAAAGGCUCCCAGGCAACUACAAAAACAGUCUAGAAACCAUAUAACAACACCUUAGCAACAACCCAGAACAUCCAAACCACUACAGUAAAAGAAUAUCCUAGAAACGCUGUAUCAACUGCCUGAAAGCACCCUAACAACCACAAAACACCCAUCUAGCAACACCUAACAAACUGUCUAAAAAAAUCACAUGCCUAGAAAUUACCCAGGCAACUACACAAAACACCCUAGAAACCAUUUAUCAACACCUUAGCAACCACUUACAGCAACCCAGAAUCAAGACGACACCUUUCGCACAGACACGCAUUUCUUCUGAGAAAGCAAAAUCCAGAUAAAUGUUCCUUUAUUCAUAACCACAGGAACUUUCUCCAGUACAUACUGGCAAUUUCCAGCUUGGCUUUCUGCAGCCGUUAAAACGGAAAGUGUAAUUGAGGCCUCGGGGCAGCUCACUUAAUGAGGGAAAUGUGUUCAGCGGAUCAGUUUUCCUUUUCCUGCACCGCACCUGCCGGGCCGCAGUUCCGUUUACACCGCCGUGCAAAUGGCUGACAUUGAGAGGCGAAACGUUUUUCUUGUCAAGCCAAUUUACAGUGGCAUAACAGAAGGUCUCUCUCCCACGCCAGGUGCUCCAUCAUUCUCUCUGUCAGUGAUUCUCAGUGUACUUAAGAACGUGAGCGGGCCCAGUCUGUCUGCGGCGCCAUCCAUCUGUUCAGGUGUCUGUUGUCAUAGAGAACGUGGGGUUGCGAUCGUUCCGAGCAGACGCCGGGGACGGAUGAGCUCUUCAACAUGCUGCGGUGAAAUCAUGAAUCAUAAAGAAAACUAAAUUUGGGUUUACUGUGCUUUUGUUGUUGUAACACUGGAGAGGAAGUUCACAGAAAAUCGGCCCCUUCCCAUUGGCUGCAUUUACACUGCAAGGUCUAAUGCACAGAUCCCACAUUCUGACAUUAUUCCCCCCAUCUGUUUACGUUCACUUGCAUAGCCGUAACAGACUGUGUUUGCAUUAAUACCCAGUCACGCUGCUCUGGCCCUAAUUGAUCUGGUUUGCAAAAUCAUUUCUUACAGUGUUUUCCAGUGGGCUCAUGUGUGUGCUGUUUGGUUUAGACUAAAAGGACUGUGGUUUUGUUGCAAACACACACUACAAAGAUUUUUAAUGUUAUUGAAAAUGGUCAGCUAUGCAUUUAUUUUGAUUAAAAACUCCAGUAAAACACACAUUUUUUCAUAUUACACAUACCUAAUACUGCAGAUUUUUAUGUUUUUAUUUGGCUAUCCAGACAAAACCUAUUUUUUUCAAAGAGUGGCCACACUCACUGCUAAAUCUCAUUGGUUCAAAUCCCCACUCAAAAUAAGUGUGCUAAACAUCAAAUAAGUUCGCUCUAAUGUUGUCGCAUCGCAUCUGGAAUCAUUUUUCUUUUAGCGAGGACAGAAAACGACUGGAUGCUGAAGCAUCUGGCGAAGACUCUAAAUCAGACAGUCUUUUAUUUGUAUAGUUUUCUCAUGCUACAGUUCUUUUCUUCCCUUUGUUUUUAGUUCUCCGAGCGCUCAAAUGUUUUCAAAAGGCUGUAUACUUUGAAGAUAAAAGUUCAUACGGCUGCUUCUGGAAAAGCAACUUUUGUCAUCUGUCAUUUGUGUUCCCGCAGUUUCAAUCUCUUCACAUUUCAUAAAACUUGUGAACAAGCUGCAACUUCUGUACUUGAGAAAUACACACAGGAUGAGCAACAAUGGCUCGCUUGCUGUCCCGCGAAGGUCAUUUUUCCUCGACUUUAAGAUUGGGUCCUUGUGCUGUCAUCCGUUAACUGAGCAUUCCCUCCCUUGAGCUACAUCACUCCUGUCUUUUCCAGGCUCGCAAUCCCGAGCUUCUUCAAACACUCCUGUUUGGCUGCAUGCCCGAGUUUGCCCAUUGAUACCGUUCGAUCGCUCUGAUUGUCAUAAGAGCCAGUUGUUGCCAGCUGCCCACUCUGAAGUUUGCGGCAAACUCCUCGUAUCACAUCACGACAACAACCCCUUGAGGCAGUUCAUUUAUCUUCGGCACGGUUUAUAGCUCGUGAAUGCCAUUACCAGCCGGGCCUGUCUGAAAUCCAUAAGGAGAUACGUGUUUAUUAAAAAGAUGUCUUGUAAUCAAUAGCAGUUUUCCCUUUCGAUGGAGAGCUGCUGUACAUUAUCUCACCAUUGAGUGACAUUGAUAAUAGCGGAUCAAUUUUGUUUUUAGGAGGCUAUUUAAACAAUCUAUAAUAUCUCAGAAGGGCUAAUGCAUCUUAGUCAGGCUGCUCGCCUUUGACGUCAAGUCGGUUGCUUUUACUGAGGGCUUUGAAAUAAUGUUGAAAAUAGCUGUCAAAGGUUUAUAGAAGAAUUGAUGUCAGAAUAUGGAGUCUAUAUCUGCGAUAUCAGACAUGGGUGAUGUUGCAUCAACGCUUUAUGCAAGCAAUUCCUUUUGAGUCAACAUGAAAUCAAAAUUAAGUCUUUUUGCACUCAUUACUUGUACCUUCAGGGGCAUCAUGCAUAUAUUAUGAAGCUUUGAUUAUGUUUUCAAUGUAGUGUAAUAAAUACCUUGCUUCAUAAGCCUGAGUAUACACUUCUAAAUUAUGAAUGUAUAUAAGAUAUUAUAUUUCCUUGCACUGUCACAAUUUAACAUUUUAAACACUAUUCUUUUAAACAUUUUUACAUUUUACACCACAUUUUUUUGUAUAUUUUAAAUCGCAGUUAAAGAAAAAAAGAGAUUUUUCUUGCGAAAGUAUUGCGUUCCUCUGUGAAUCUUGCCAUUUGUUUGCAAAACAUCUGUUUUCUUGCAAAAGUACUGAUUUCCCACAAGAAACGUUGCGCUCGGUCACGAAACAUUUGUCUUUUCACACUCAAUUAUUGCGUUCUACCUUGCAUUUGCGCACAGAACACUCGCGAUUUCUUAAAAAAGUAUUGCAUUCUCCCAAUCAACUUAGCAUCCGCUCUCGAAAAUGUCUUUUCUUGCAAAAGUGUUGCAUUCCCCCAAGAAAUCUUUUCAUUCUCUCUCUCAAAACAUUUGUCUUUUCUCACAAAAGUAUUGUGUUCCCGAGAGAACUUUUGCAGUCGCUCACAGAACAUUUGCGUUAAUUUCCAAAAGUAUUACGAUUUCCCAAAAACGUGCAUUUGCUCAAAAAACACUUGCUUUCUCUCACAAAAUUAUUAGAUUCCUCAGAGAAACAUUCCUGCAGGUUUUCUUGCAUUAUUGCGCUUCCCCUAGAAAUUUUGCUUACAGGUUUGCAAAUUUUUCAGGGAACACUACUUUAAAUCUACUAUAAUCACGACCUUAAACUUAAUUUUAAAAGUUGUUUGCGUCAUCAUAGUUUAUCCCUACCAAUCCAACUGAUUCAAAAGGGAAGGAAAGCGUUCUGCAGAUGUUGCUUCAUGCUGACUUCACAUAGGUGGUCAGCAAAAAUGACUACAAUUUGGUUUAUCCUCAAGGGUCUCCUCAAUUAUCAUUUAUGUUAAUAGAUUUAUUUUUUCUGGCCGUG